Adineta ricciae is the source of this 441-nucleotide messenger RNA. NCBI's taxonomy places the organism in Eukaryota, Metazoa, Rotifera, Eurotatoria, Adinetida, Adinetidae. The record is from the annotation of a GenBank genome assembly.
AUGGCCAACAAUUCUGAUGAAAUGCGUCAAUAUCGCGAAGCCUUUUCUCUCUUUGAUAAAGAUCACGAUGAUAUUAUCGCUCCCCAAGAAUUAGGUGUUGUUCUUCGUUCGUGUGGUUUAUCACCGUCGGAAGCCGAUCUUCAAAAGAUUCAACAACAAGUUGGCCGUAAGAUUGAUUUCAAUACUUUCGUCUCGGUUGCACAAAACUUCAAAGCCAAUAAUCGAGAAACAGAAGAUGACAUUCGUGAAGCAUUCCGUGUUUUCGAUAAAGAUGGAACAGGUUAUGUCAAUGUUACUGAAUUGAAACAUGCCAUGAUCUCGUUAGGUGAACGACUAACUGAAGAAGAAGUCGAUGAAUUAACACGCGAAGCUGAUAUUGAUGCAGAUGGACGAUGCAAUUGUGAAGAUCUGGUACGAAUUUUAACGAACAAACAGCGUUAG